Wickerhamiella sorbophila is the source of this 771-nucleotide messenger RNA. RefSeq names its product Pre-rRNA-processing protein ESF2. The transcript has a single exon. Gene Ontology annotation, molecular function: RNA binding. The record is from RefSeq and is a predicted model, not a curated record. The coding region runs from base 1 to 771 and encodes 256 amino acids. NCBI's taxonomy places the organism in Eukaryota, Fungi, Ascomycota, Dipodascomycetes, Dipodascales, Trichomonascaceae. Gene Ontology annotation, cellular component: nucleolus. Gene Ontology annotation, biological process: small-subunit processome assembly; endonucleolytic cleavage in 5'-ETS of tricistronic rRNA transcript (SSU-rRNA, 5.8S rRNA, LSU-rRNA); endonucleolytic cleavage to generate mature 5'-end of SSU-rRNA from (SSU-rRNA, 5.8S rRNA, LSU-rRNA).
AUGUCAAAAGCCAGUGAUCUGUUUUCUCUGGACGAUGAGGCUCAUUACUCUAGCGAUGAGGACGUUGGGCGCACAGAGAGAUGGCAGAAGGAGGAAGAGAUAGAGGAUGUUGACGAAGAAGAGGACGAUCAGGACGAAGAGCCAACCGACAACGUCACCAAACCUCUUACCCCGGAAGAGAUGCAGGCUCGCUUGCGAGCGAUUCGAAAGUCCGGGGUUGUUUAUAUCUCUCGAAUCCCACCCUAUAUGAAGCCUGUGAAGCUUCGGCAAAUCCUGUCGCGGUUCGGUGAGGUCAACCGCAUUUUCUUGGCCCCCGAAGACGCCGCGAGCCACGCCAGGCGAGUCAAGGCUGGCGGAAACCGUAAAAAGAAGUAUACGGAAGGAUGGGCCGAGUUUGUGCGGAAGUCAGACGCAAAGCUCGCAGCAGAGACCCUGAAUGGCAACCAAAUUGGCGGGAAGAAGGGGUCGUUCUACUAUGACGACAUUUUGAACGUCAAGUACUUGAAGCGAUUCAAGUGGACCGAUCUCACUGAGCAGUUCGCUCUCGAGGCGCAGGAACGUCAUGAAAAAAUGAAGGCGGAGAUUGCGCAGGCCACGCGGGAAAACAAGGUAUUUAUUGAGAACGUCGAGAAGAAGGCCAUGAUCGACAAAAUUGAACAAAAAAGAGCCACGCCUAAGGCCACUAAUGUGCAUCGUACUUUCGACCAGCGUAAAGCUAACCCACAAAAGAAACCGGCUAGUACCGCCAAAGUUCUUUCAAACAUUUUCUAG